Molecule: messenger RNA, 357 nt
Organism: Lathyrus oleraceus (garden pea)
Lineage: Eukaryota; Viridiplantae; Streptophyta; Magnoliopsida; Fabales; Fabaceae
Product: cysteine proteinase inhibitor 1
Exons: 1
Coding region: 1-357 (118 amino acids)
Molecular function (GO): cysteine-type endopeptidase inhibitor activity
Source: RefSeq, a predicted model, not a curated record
AUGAGAUUUCAAUCCCUUGUUCUUCUCUUCCUUAUUUUGUUGGCUUCUGCCAUCCUGAAUCAAGCUAUACCAGGCGGUUGGAGUCCCAUAAAAAACAUCAGUGAUCCAUACGUAGUUGGAAUUGCCCGAUCCGCAGUCGACCUGUACGACAAGCAAGAAGGAGCAACAUUGGAGUUUGAGAAUCUUAUCAAAGGUGAAUCACAGGAUGUCAAGGAUAAAUUACAGGUUGUCUUCCAGACCAACUACCGCCUCACUCUUUCUGCCAAAAGCGGUUCAUCUUCUAACAAUUAUGAAGCUGUUGUGUUGGAUCAGUUUUCGGAAUACUUAAGGAAUCUCUCUUCCUUUAAACGCAUUUGA